This is a messenger RNA of Cuscuta europaea, 2431 nucleotides long. The record is from the annotation of a GenBank genome assembly. Lineage: Eukaryota; Viridiplantae; Streptophyta; Magnoliopsida; Solanales; Convolvulaceae.
GUCGGAGGACGACAAGGGUAAGGACGAGGAGUCUGCCUCGUCUUCGGGAGGCGAGGACGCAGGUGCAUCCCGAGUGGUGGACGGGGCGUCCGCUUCCACUGUUAUUCCGUGCCCGAGGCCGGUGUCAGCCGUGAAGGGAGCAGAGAAGCCGAAGAGGAUAAGGAGGCCGAGGAGUGGGCCAGGGUACUCCCACCUGGAUCUGACGAAUAUCUACCUUAUCAAACCGGAGAGCAACGCGGCCGAUUACCUUGUCGCGCAGAUGUAUGUGGGGCCGUUCGGGAGGGUUAGGGCACCCAGGCCGACGGACCAUGUACUUAAUCCGCCGCCGGGAUACUUUGGAGUGUACCCGAUGAGCUUCGCCAAGGGGCUGAGAUUUCCCCUUCAUCCCUUCAUCACGAAAUACUUGGACAUGGUGGGGCUUCCUCCGGCCUUGCUGACCCCGAAUAGCUACUCGUUGAUGGUGGGCUUCUUGCUCCGCUGUGAGGAGUUGGGCUACAAGCCGACGACAGCUCUCUUCAUGAACCUCUACCAGAUUGGCCGAGGAAGUCACAAGAACUGUGCGUCCUACGCCACCCUCCAACAAUUGCCGAAGAAGAGGAGCUUCACGCACUUGCCUUCGUCCAUCCAUGGUUGGAAGAGCAAGUUCGUUUUCGUGUCCCUUGGUGAGAACGGCACUGAAUUUCCCUCUCUCGGCCAUACUGGGAGGUUCAAUCUGCACGACCCGUCGAAGAGUUCGAUCUUGGACGCUCAGGUGGAGGCGUUCCUGGACGGGGGGCCGAGGAGCGUGAAAGACUACAUCACCGAGUAUAAGAUGACCGCCCUCGGCUUCUUUAGGUACUAUGUGUAUGGUGACAAGGAGGACGAUGUCCAACUGUGGCUGAGGAUGACCACUACCUUUGAGGAGGCCGACGGCCCGGAUUUGGGCAUUCCUGCUGAGGCCGAUGACUUUGUGAUGGAUCGACGUUCGAUCAUGGCCAUAGCCAAGGCCAAGGUGGCCGAGGCGGCCGAGGCGGCGAGGCGUGCCACGGACGAGGGAGGCGGGGCUGUUGCUGGUGUGGCCCCGAAGCCUGCCCAGUCAAAGAAAAAACGACCUCCCACUGACGGCCAGAAGAAGCUGACCGAGACUGGUCUGAAUCUCGCCAAGAAGACGAAGAAGGCGCCGUCUCCUUCCCAUGCCGAUGAGGUCGGCGUUCUGACCGUCCCAAGUGUGGACGAUGGUGGUUCUGGCGCUGCCGCCGCCGUUGUGGAUCUUUCCGCUGCUCCUUUCAGCGGCGUUGCUCAACCGCUCCCUCUCGUCCAGGAGACUCGGACGAAGCGGGCUGGCAAGGAGAUUGCCACUGCCACUUAUCGGAAAGUGGUGGAGUACCCCGUCAGCGGGGGUGUCUUUGAUGAUGGCGUUGACGACCAUGAUGUGCUUGCCCAGGCCAUGCCGGCCAAGGAUCGGGCCUACCUCAAGAAGCUCGGGGACUUCAAGGUCUAUGAAGGCGGGAUGGACCUCAUCGUCCAAGGUGCCUUCAUGCUCAUGGAGAGCCACAAAAGGCAGCAACGGGAGAUUGCUCGUCUGAAGGAGCUCGAGCAAAAGGCUGCCUCGGCCGAUGAGGCGAUGGCCUGCUUGGAUCAGCUCCGAGAGGAUGCCAAGGCUCUGCAGAAGAGAGCCGAUGAGGCUGCUGCAGCGAAGGACGAUGCUCUGGCCAAGCUUGCGGAGAGCCAGAGAGCGUUUGAGGUUGAGCGACGCAAGAAUGAUGAAGCCGUGAAGGCUACGAAUUGAGGCCGAGGCUGCCGCUGUGAAGGCCGCUGAUGAGGCCGUUCAAAAGUUCCUGGCCGAGGGAUGGAAGGCCGACGAGCGGCUCCCCUGGUGCUAUGAAGUGGUGGCCGCCAAGCUCGAAGAUUGGGGAAUGAACUCCCCCGCCGGCCAGGAGUACUUUGGAAGGGAGAUGUCCGUGUACUACAACAUGGGCCAACAACGGAUGCAGAGGCUCCUGUGCCGGCGGCUGGCGCGUGCCCUUAAAGCAAUGGUCUAUACCUCUGGGUGGGCGAGGCGGAACCUGAGGCUUCCCAGGCUGAUGAAGGAUCCCGAGGAGCAGGCCAAGCUUCCUCUUUCGGAAAGGGAGGCCCCAAUCGAUAGUUCCGGCCUCGGCGAGCCGGACUAUGAUGAGUUUGAUUUUUUGGACGACGCUACGAGCUCUGCAGCCACUGUCGGUCAGGACACUGAGGCCGAAGAGGAAGCCGAGGAUGCCGAUGAGCAUACCCAUGCUGAGCAUGUUGCAGAUGAAGGCACCCAGGAGGCGUGAUCGGCCAUCCCCUUAUCUUUUGUUUGUAAUUAGUAGCAUCCUCUUUUUUACCCAACUUAAUGUAAUGGCCGUAGCGCCCUCUUGUGUAAUUAACAUUUUGAUGAAUGAAUGCUUUGCCGGCCUCUUCGGCUGUUGACGUC